Molecule: messenger RNA, 8803 nt
Organism: Gigantopelta aegis
Lineage: Eukaryota; Metazoa; Mollusca; Gastropoda; Neomphalida; Peltospiridae
Product: SHC-transforming protein 1-like
Exons: 13
Coding region: 259-1728 (489 amino acids)
Biological process (GO): cell surface receptor protein tyrosine kinase signaling pathway; intracellular signal transduction
Cellular component (GO): plasma membrane
Molecular function (GO): receptor tyrosine kinase binding
Source: RefSeq, a predicted model, not a curated record
ACCACGUAGAAAUAUGGGGAUGGUGGAUUGAAUGUGGUCAUGCAUGGUGGAACAGCCGACUGAACCAUUUUCUUGUUGAGGAAGGAAGCUGGAAGGCAUUGUUUCAGACCUGUAUUUGCAUCCGAUCGAGUGCUGUGACCGAUUGAGUGAAGAGUGAUUUGAAUCACAAGUACAAGUAGAUGUACAAAGUACACACAAGAAGUGUAUUGCGGAGUAUUCUAACGGUGGUGUGUUAUCGGUUCCAGUAUACAUAACACCAUGGCGCUGAUGCUCCUCUGUAAAUCCAGAAUGGCUGGUCUGUUGGAUAAGAGCAAAAAGAAGAAAGAUGGCGCUCAUCUAUCUGAGUGGUCGAGAACUGGUAGCUUUGUCAAUAAACCGGAUCACGGAUGGAUUCACCCGGAUCAGCAGUUAGAACCAGAUGCUGGCAUCUGUUACGGAGUUAGGUAUAUUGGCUGCAUUGAAAUCAAAGAAUCUAUGAAAUCACUGGACUUUGAAAUAAGAACUGCGUUAACUCGAGAAGCUAUCAACCUGGUGGCCGAGGCUGCAGGACUGAAAACUGUUUCCAAGAAGAAACGAGUGGAGAAGAAAAUACUGAAAAUGAUAGGCGACAAUCCGUACAUGCACUAUGCCGGCUCCAACGUUAACAUGACCAUUACCACCGAUACCAUCAACUUGAUGGUGAUGGAGUCAGGGGAGAUUAUUGCAGAUCACCCAAUGCAAGUUGUAUCAUUUGCCUCUGGAGGGGAUGCAGAGACGUUGGAUUUUGUUGCCUAUGUUGCCAAGGAUCCCAGCAGAGGGCGUGCCUGUCACGUGUUGGAGUGUGGGGGCGGUUUGUCUGAGGACGUUGUCACGACGAUCGGACAGGCGUUUGAGCUGCGCUUCAAGAUGUACCUGAACAAGAAACCGAAAGCUGUACAGCUGACUGACAUGCGGGACAAUCCUUCGUUUGAAAAUUCCAAGUGGGGAGAAGAACAAGAUUACUAUAAUGACAGACCAGGAGCCUGUCCCCCCUCUCCUCCAUCCGUCCCCCCGAUGCCAGAAUAUAAUACUCCAAACAGUCUUCCAGUUGGUAUGUAUGUGUCGGUGAAGGACAAACCGGGGGAAGCGGUGUAUGCUGAACCUAACAAACCGCUGAUAGACCUGUCUGAUAGUAAAGUGUACGACAACACUCCAGGAAGUGCUGAUCAACAUAAUUUGGAUUCAUGCUGUAAUGUGUACGACAACAAAGCCGGCGUGACAAACGAAAACAAAGAGAACAUUGUCUACGACAACAAGGAAAACAUGUCAGCUGAGCAGGCAUCGACCGGAGCGAUAGAUCCAUUUGACAUGCAUCCGUUUGGUCGUAAUUUACCAGAACCUAUUCCUAGUUCCGUGUCAAAUGGUGAGAUCAAUGGGAAAAUGGACAAUCCAGCCCCGACGUUCGAAGAAUGGUUUCAUGGCCAGUUAUCAAGAAAACAGGCGGAGGAGCUACUGGAGGAGGAUGGAGACUUCCUGGUCCGUGAGAGCAGCAACAGUCCGGGUCAGUAUGUGCUGAGUGGACGCCAGCAUGGACACGUUAAACACCUGCUGCUCGUCGACCCAGAGGGAGUGGUGAGAACAAAGGAUUUCAUUUUUGACAGUGUCAGUCAUCUCAUCACAUACCACAGAUUGAACAAUUGGCCAAUUGUUACACAGGGGAGUGAACUCUUGCUGAAUCGACCAAUCAAAAACAGCUUAGCAUCUUGUUAGGCACAGGGAAUUUAUGACAUUAAAAAGGCAUGUAGAAGAAAAAUUGAAGUGGUUAUUUUGAAUAUUGAAUAGCUUUUGUUUUUAGGGGUAGGGGGGAGGGGAUGAAUAUGAUUUUAAUACUUCAUAUUGUUAUUUAUUUAUAACCAUUGCAGCUGUAUAAUGAAACAAAAGUUAUAAAUUAAAAUAAUUUGAUAUCUUGUGUAUACUUCAGACAUUGAAUUUCAGAUUUUAAAAAAAAGGUUUUCCCACCAAAUUCAUAUAAAUUAUGUAAUCUACAUAUUUUGGCUUUCAAUUUCAAAAUCUUAUGCUUCUGACUCAAAAGCUAAGUUUUGCAGAAGCACAGAAUCCUGUAUUUAGAAAAUUUUUUUUUUUUUUUUUUUUUUACAUUCAGUUUAAAACCCACCUGUAACUGAAUCUUCAUGAAUAUUCAUUGAAAAAAACCCACCCUCCUGUAACUGAAUCUUCAUGAAUAUUCAUUGAAAAAAAGAUUUUUGUAUUAAUGCAUAUUGACCAUUUGACUAUCAAGGUAUAUUUGACGAAUAACAUAACAGAUUAUGAUUAACAUUUGUUGUAUAUAAUGAUGUGAGCAGAUGUGUAUAUUAAUAUUUAAAUUAUCAGAGUUUUUAUUCAUAUCAUUGAUUGAUGACAAUUAUAUAAAAGAAUAUUUUUCAUUUGAAUGCUGUACAGUGAUAUACAGAAUGUGUGUUUGUCUUAUAUACAGAUAUGUAAUAUAUAAUAGUCUUCCAUACAAAAUAUAAAACUGUCAGUUACUGUUUUAUUAUAAAUUACAAAAUACACUUUUGACUGCUUUAUGCAGAGAUAUGGUUUUGAUUAAAGAAAACAGAUUUACUGUUAUGUUUUAUGGUAUGUGAAACACAUGGUUUGUGUAUGACAUAUUGUCAAAAUUCUAAAUAAUAAAAAGGAAUUGAUAACAAGGAUACACAUUUCUGCCAAUUCUGUUCUUUCAGAAAGCUUUUGCUACCCAUAAAUACACUGUAUGUCUGUUAGAAGAACAGCCUAAACUCACAGUAUAUAGUUUGAUGGAUUCUCUUACCCAUGACAGCUGUAUUGGCAGAUCCACAAACUAAAUUCACAAACUAAGGGUUGAUAUUUAUGAUGUAAUAUGUUCUUAUGUAUUAUUAGAACCAUAGAUUAUUUUGGUUUAUGAAGUAACAUCACUGAACUCUAUGGAUUUUAAACUGCUGUAUGAGACCACCUAAGAGAAUGAUUGUUAUCAAAUUAUGUCUUGUACUGGUGCUGUCCAUGACUCAUGUUUUGUCUUCAGCAUGAGUUGUCUGUCAUGUAAAUGAGGGACUAAAAUAAAUAUUAAAAAAAAAUAAAAAAUGAUUAGAACCAUAGGCCUAUAUUAUUUUGGUUUAUGAAGUAACUUUACUGAACUCUAUGGAUUUUAAACUGCUGUAUGAGACCACCUAAGAGAAUCUUUUUUUAUUACCGUAUUCUGAAUGCGCUGGGUUUUUUUUUUAAAUACCAAAUUACCGCAGUAUCCCACUGAAACUGCUUAUUUUGUAAGGUGUGUUUUUAAUAGAUUUUUAAAUUAACUAAAAUAUGAAUUUAAAACAAAAACACAUAAUGUUUUAUUAUCUUAGAUAUACAUCAACGUGUAGACUGUGACACUUCUGUUUCAAUAAGUCAAUAAAAUUAUAAAAGCUGACUGAGUGUGUAGAUUUAUUUUUAAAUUAACCAAAAAUAUCAAUAUAAACCAUUGACUAUUAAGCCAAUUUUAGAUAUCCAUGUCAAGCAUAACAAGGCAUAUACAAUUAUCUCAACCAAUCAAAAGUUAUGUUACAGCACUGCAUGGAAGCUGCUGUUAGACUUGUUAUAUCAUUCACAGCUCAUCCCCUUAUUCCUACCAUAUACAGCUUUCUGGGGCGUAGCCAGACAGGAAAAAACGCAGAGGCAAAUCCAGACCUGUAAAAUAAAUAUCGGUGUCAUGGGGAAAAUAAAAUAAAUCUCGUCUGCCUCAUGCUGGCAACGCCAUUGGCUUUCUUAUAUGUUACAGUGGGGUAUACAGUCACGAAAGCGCAGUUUACUAGUAUUGGAAAUGUCAAAUGGAUUUGCCUUGAUUUGCAUGAAUGCUCUUUCAAUGAAAGAUGUAGAUUAUAUUGGAGAAAAAAAAGGGUAUCAUAUAUAAACCAAAUAAUUUUUGUAUUUUUUGUAUAGUGGUGUUAACAUGUUUUAAUUAUUUAGCUUUACAUCUUCCAUUCGUAUAAAGAGUUUAACUUUAAGAUGUUUAUAAAACAAUCUCAUAAUAGUGUAUAGUAUUUGUAUGUCAAGUACAAAUAUGUCCCUAACAUUGUAACAAGUCCCACCUGCUAUUUGUUGUAAAAUGUGUUGUGAUUGGAUGUGGAAGUCACUUGAUUUCCAGAGUGAGAGAUCUCACAGUAAUGAUUGGCUGUUUAUGAUGUCAUGUCAGGUCACAUUUUAUAGCUUAGUUUGGGUUUUGUUUUUUGUUUUGUUUUUUUAAAUAUUUUAUAAAAUUUUAGAAUGUAAAUAAAAGUUAUAAUAUUUCUAAUUUUAUAUGUAUUAACAAAGUUCUUUUAACUCCAAAACUUUGUUGCUUCAUUACAUGCUAAUAAUAAUGUUUGUUUUUUAUAUUAAUAUAAAGAAUGUUAUACAGGUUUAUUCAUUCAAUUGACAUGAUACUUUAAAUCAGAAUUUAUUAAAGGCGCAGACCCUAAGUUUCAUCCCGUGAAAAUAGACACUAAAUUGAUUUAAUCUACAAACCUGCAACACAUUUGGAUAAGGUUAUAACAGAGAAAAAGCUAAAUUCUGCGAUGUUUUAACAGGGAAAAUACCAUCCAAAGAUAAACUAGUCUGUCUUUAUAACCAAUACUUCUUAGAUGAGCGUGCGUUUUUAGAAUUAUGAAAAAUGCAUUGUGGGGUAUUAUAAGAACCUGGAUGACCAGAAUCACUUUAGGUGUACAAAAAAUGAAUAUUCUAAAUAAUAAAAUGUAAGUUCUUUAAUAGUAAAAAAAAAAGAGUUGUGUUUAAAAGCUAGUCUGUCACUUUAAGAAAAGGAAAAUGAUGAAUCUAGCAAGACUACAAAAAACCUAAAUAUUUAACAUGUUAAUUUUUUGGUGUUGCUAACUUUUUAAAGUACACAUUAUUGUAUUUAUAACUUGGCUGUGCUCUAUUUUUAAUUCAGUAAUAAGUUACUGUAUUCAUCAUUUAUACUAUCUUGUGUAGGGCAGGUAACAGUGCACGGCCGUAGCUAGGGGGGGGGGGGGGGGGCAAGGGGGGCAACCCCCCAAAAAAAUCCGGAACUUAAAGAAAAUUCUCUUCCCGACUGUUUAAGGAGUUUUAGACUAUUAACUACUCAGUUGCCCCCCGAAACAAAAAAUCCUAGCUACGGCCCUGCAGUGUCAUAUAAAAUGUAUUAAAAUCACAUAAACUGAAUGUUUUUAUUUAAUGUUGUACAUGGAUUUAAACACUGGAUUAUAUAAAAUGUUGUUUGUUGUUGUCUUUAUUUAACUACAUUUACUAUAUUUUCUAUACUUAUGAUCUCAGUUGGAACAUUUUCUGUAAUGGUACUUUGUUGAAAUAUUGGUCCCAGGCAUGGCGGAAGCAAGUAGUCGGUAAAGUUUUGAAAACUAGAUGUCCUGAAAUGCAGUUUUCUGCUUUCUACAAGUAAAAUUCAUCUCUGCCUUAAGAUUUACUACCAAUAAUAUUUUUGAUUCAGAAUUAUUGGGGGAGGGGAGGCUAGAGGCCCCCAGCUCCACCGUGCCUGGGUCCUGCUGUGCGUGAUAGCGUGAUACUUUAUAGUAAACUUGGUACAUGUUUUAAAAAGCAAGACUUUAUUGCACAAUCUUCCUGAUGGUGCUUACAAGAAAGGCUUGAUACUUGUAGCAAUAGCAUAACUCUGAAAUUACAUAAUUAGUGUAGUACAGUACGUCAGUAGAAUCUCGUUGGGUCAAAUGCAAAACAACGCUCAAACCAAAAACAAAGUCCGAGUUACACUUACUCUAUGUAAACCGAAUGAUUGGGUCGAACUAUUCGAUGAGUUGAACACUUUCUUGAACGCCAACAGGGUUUAAGCCAACGGGAUUCAACUGUAUUUGGUUUGUGAAAAUAAUUGACUGUUGUGUGAGAAUUGUGCGUAAAUAUGUUUUUUGAAUACUUAAAUAAAAUUAAUGUCUUUUGUUUUCUUAGUACAUGAACAAAACAAAAAUCCUAUAGCGUCUUUUUGCAUGAUGUUGAAAACCAUCAGAUUUUAAAAAUAUUUUUUAUUUAAUACGUUUCUUUUGUUUGAUUUGCUUUUGUAAUUUAACAUAAUUUACUUUCACAUUUGUUAUGACAAAAUACAGUACGAGAUAUUAUGUUUUAUUGAUGCCAUGGCAGUAAGUGUUUCAUGUUAAAAUUAAAGGUAAUACGUUAUUAUGUGUAUAAAUACAUAAUUAUACAAUGCCAUGUAAUUGCUAUCCCAUAAUUCUUUGCACACUUGGUGUGCUACUUUAUUUUAAAAAAUUAAUUAAAUUUAAAAAUUAAAAAAAAAAAAAAAAAGUUUAAUUUGUAAAAAUAUUUGCUUAAUUAUUAUUAUUUUUGAUAACUUGCAUUGAAAUUGAAACGUCUAUGGAUGCAGUGGUCAGUGACGUUUAUUAAGUUUAUGGUAUUGAGACAUUUAAUUCUGUAGAAUUGUUGUUAUUAUGAUCAUGUUACUUUAAAUGUUACGUUUAGCUUUCUUCGUAUUAGGUAAUCAAAUCAUUUCUCAUUCAUAUCAUUUAAUCUUUAAAAAAGUUUUGUGUAAAUAUUUUGUUAUAAAGAAUUGUCCCACAACUGAUGGCAUGGCAGAAUGGUGUGGAAUGCACAAAAGCUAUUUUUGUAUUAAUUAUUGGUGGAUCGGAGUGAAUUGCUUUUAUGUAAAUGAUGCCUAUGUGAAAAUUAAAAAAAAAAAAAUUAAUUUAAUAUGUCGGUGGUGGUUAUUGAACAACAAAUCGUCUUCUGUUGUCAUAUCUUGAACAUCUGUGUGACUUGCAUUUUCAUUUUAAUUCUCUUCCUUAUUUCCACGAGUUGUCAAAUUACUUUAAUAAUUAUUUUUAUAAUAGUCCUUCCCACAGGGAACACCUUUUUCAUACUAUGGAAUUUACUGCAAGUUAUUUAUUUCUGAGCCGAUUGAUUUCGAAGUUGCACCCAAAAAUAUAAAGUUUUUUUGUUAUUUCCAAAACACUUUUACUUUUCUUCUUACAUCAAACCAAACUGAAAUUAUUUACAAAAAAAACGUUUUUGUGGAAUGGGGCAGACUAUAUUUAGUCUAGUAAUUAAUUCUCAGUGCAGAAUAUCGAUACAUUUGCUGAAUAUUUGUACCUUUUUCUUAUACGUUUGACAGUAUUUUCUUUAAUCCAGUAUUGCCAUUUAAAAUACUCUCAAAUCAGGAAUAGAAUCAAGAGGUAGCUGUUUUAUUAUUGUGAAAUAUAAAACAGUAAUUACAUUCUAUUACUGCAAACUACAGUUUAUUAAAGCAAAGCCAUUAGUAAUGUUACCAGUGAAUGACUAUUAUUUUUGUUUAGUUGUCACAUGAUAAAUAUAAUAAUUGUAUUUGUUUCAUCAAGUUGUACUGUCUUUAAAUAUUUAAUCAUGUUGUAAUAUAUUCAUAAACCAGCUUAUUUUUGUAAUAAUUGUCAUUAUUAAUUUGAAAUUUAAUUGCUACAUGUCUAUUAUUUUUAAUUUAAUCAUUCCAUACAAGACAUGCUUUUACAACGCAGUGCCAAAAUAUGGUGCAAAUUCACAAUUCAAAAAAUUUGUAUGUCGCCAUGUACAAAAAAAAAGAGAGAAGUUUUAUAAAGGGGAGGGGCAGAGCCAGUUUAUCCUAGUAGCACAUGUAGCACAUGCUACAAGCGCCGUGGUGAUGUGUACAUUUAUUUUCCCAAGGUCAUUUUUCACCUCUCUCCCCGAGGGGGUUGCAGAAUAAAUAUCCUGGGAAGGGAGACCUGCUGGUAUUUGUGCGAUUGGCCCCACAGAUCCUUAAAAACGGCUCUGGGGAGUGGGCGAUCAAAUUAUGUACAAGGCAUGUGGUAACUGUAAAAUAUAUAACAUGGUCGGCGGGAGUAGGGGUUGAGGGUGGGGGGGGGGGGAUGGGGGGAUGUGUGAUUGGGGGGCAGGGGGUAAAUUGCCCCCCUCUGGCUUCUCCAGUGAAGAUAAAGGAUAGAGAGGAGAGACUGUAGCUUAAAAGCAAAUGUUUUCAAAUAUACUCGACAAAGUUAAUUAAGGGCCAGAAGUUUUUUUGUCAUUCUUGGUAUAGUUUCUUAUUAUUUUAGCAAGUUUUAAUCAUAGAUGUUUCAGUAAAAUUUGACUUGUGAUACACGCAAAAAUCUUGCACGUUGGGCUUUUCGAGCAUUUGUGAAAAAUACUAAAAUGUGCAUUCGGCUACAAUUCAUUCCAUGUUGGCUUAUAAUGAUACAUCAGUGACUUCCGUUUGUAAAAUCUUCAGGAGCUGAAAAAAGCUCCCCAUAAUUUGUUUUGAGAGAGUCAUUGCUCUCCUCAGAAAUUAGCAUAACUUCAUUGUUAAAAUGUAAAUGUUACCAAACUGAUAAUAAUAUACAUAUACAGCCAUAAAAUUAAUAUCUGUUCAUGUAUCAUACAUGUAAUUUUGUUUGCAUUAAAUUAUUUAAAGCAUUAAGUUUUAAGAAAAUGUCACAAUGUUGACACCUUAGAACAGAAGAAUCUGUAAUUCUAAAACUAUAUUUACAGAAAAAUGCUUUAAAUAUCUACUGGCCGAUAAUUUUGUUGAGUAUACUUAAACUGGUGGUCAUGGCAUGAUUAACAUUAAAAUAAUAAUUUUAAAAAAUCAGAUAAUAUUUAUAUAUAUAGGCCCCUACAUCAUAUAUGAGCAUGAUUAACAUUAAAAUAAUAAUUUUUAAAAAUCAAAUAAUAUUUAUGUAUAUACAUCAUGUAUAUAAAAAUAAUGUAGUACAUGUUUGUGUUUUUUUAUUAUUCAUAUACAUAUAAGAAAGCAAUAAAUGUUUUUUACAUCAUUAUCUGUUUGGUUUUCUCGUUUGUGGUUUAUUUGACACCCAGUAGGCAAUGUGCAUUUUUGUGCCAUUAAACAUUCAUCAAUUCA